Molecule: messenger RNA, 1695 nt
Organism: Carica papaya (papaya)
Lineage: Eukaryota; Viridiplantae; Streptophyta; Magnoliopsida; Brassicales; Caricaceae
Source: RefSeq, a predicted model, not a curated record
AUAUUCGUGGUUAAAAGCGCUUCAUAACAACUCCAUAUACGUAGAGACAAAUGUGUUAUAUAUAAUUUUCUGAAAUUAAUAUCAUUAGAUUAGAUUAUAUAUAAUUUAUUAUUUCUCAUCUGACAGAGACUUGUAUGGUUUUGGCUGGUGCAAUUAAAAUCUGAAAAAAAUAAAAACAAAAAUUGAUGGGAAAAUACAUGAACAAAUAUGAUUCCAAAAUUAGAUUUGUUUAUUCUCAUAUUUAAACCAGAAGAACCCAACCCAGAUUCCCAUCUGCAACGGCAGCUGUUGUUAUUUGCCUAAAAUGAUAUUAUAUUCAGUACAGACAUACAUAUAUAUAUAUAUUUAUAUUUAUAUUCUCAAUAGACCAGGAAAGCUUAUUGGGAAGCUCAUUGUCAACUCACUAUGCAAACAGAAUCGCUCCUUUCGCCUCGCCACCGCCACCCACCCGCUUCUCUUCUCAUAUAUUUGUAUAUCGCCAAUUUCCUAGCCAGAUGCGGUGCCAGAAUGUGGGAAUUCUCUGUGGGUUUAUACAUGAUCAACCUGUGGCCAGAUUCUCUUCUCCUAGCCGCCAUUUAUGGUGUUGUUGAAUCUGCUUCUACUGUAAUCUUUGGUCCUAUCAUUGGACAAUGGGUUGACAGACUCACAUAUCUAAAGGUCUGGAGCAAAUUACUUGCUCCUGUUGUUGCUGGCUUUAUUAUCAGUUUUGUAUCACUAAAAGCAUCUGCCAUGGUUCUUGCCCUCUGGACUACUAUUACUGUCUGGGUAGAAUAUUGGCUUUUUAUGUCUGUAUAUAAGGGUAUUCCAGCUUUAGAAGAAAGCAGCAAGAGGAAGAUCUCAAGAAUUCAUGCCAAUACAAACGAGCCACACGAGACAGAAAACCUUCUUUCUCAUGAAGAAAGCAGCUCGGAAUCGAAAAUAAUUGAGUGGAUCUCGAAAGCUCCUUUUAUCAGUGCAUGGACAGUUUACUUGCACCAAGAAACUGUGCUCCCUGGAACUGCACUAGCCUUGUUAUAUUUCACAGUCCUCAGUUUCGGGACUUUGAUGACAGCUACCUUAGAAUGGGAAGACAUACCUGCUUUUGUUAUAGGAAUAGCACGUGGAAUGAGCGCUACAACUGGGAUUACUGCUACACUGGUGUAUCCGAUCUUACAAUCUCGUAUUUCAACACUCAGAACAGGACUUUGGUCCAUCUGGUCUCAGUGGACAUGCCUCCUAGUCUGUGUUUGUUCAAUCUGGGUGAAAAAUAAUCUUGUAUCGGCCUAUAUGCUUAUGGGUGGAGUAGCAGCAUCUCGGCUUGGAUUGUGGGUGUUUGACUUAGCAGUCAUUCAACAAAUGCAGGAUCUUGUUCCUGAAUCUGAUCGUUGUGUCGUAGGAGGUGUUCAGAAUUCUCUUCAAUCUACUCUAGAUUUGCUUGCCUAUGUUAUGGGCAUAAUAAUCUCCCAUCCACGGGAUUUCUGGAUGCUUAACUUGAUGUCGUUUAUGGCGGUAACAUCAGCUGCAUUGCUGUAUACUCUGCAUGUCAAUCGUGUCCGAAAACACCUCUUCCACUUAGACAAGCUGUUGACUUUGAAAAUCUUUCGAUUGUUCAUUACAUCUUCUGAAACUUAAUAUUAUUCCGAUUGAUUCAUGUGUAUGUAUCGCCAUGAUCAACCCGAUUUGUAUCUUAAAAAUAAAUUAUUAAACUGCUUAUAA